AACCAGACACCGUCUUCUGCCAUCUUCGAAUUUGAAAUUUUGAAUUAGGGCUCGCCGAGUUUCAGUUCCUUCCACUCAGUCUCUCUCUGCCAUCUCUCUCUCUCUCCCUCUCCUCAAAGGCUUGCUCCGGCGUCGGCGCUUCCGCAAUUUAGCAUUGAAGGAUGGCAACCAGAUCCGCAAACAUGAAAGGUUUCUUCAAGCAGAAGAAGAACACAAAAUCCACUUCCAGUAACAAGGGCUCUUCCAAAAGAUCACCAACUGCAUCGACAAGUUCUGAUGUGACUCAACCGCCUGCCCUCAUAUCCCAUGGCUCCCUUGACCUGAAAGGUGAUCAUGACCAUGCAGAAGAAGUGCUGAGGCAGUUUGACAUGAACAUGGCUUAUGGACCAUGUCUUGGAAUGACUCGACUGUCUCGAUGGGAGCGUGCUCAGAAACUUGGUUUGAACCCUCCGAAUGAAGUUGAAAUCCUCUUGAAAGGUGGAAGAGUAAGUUCUGAGUGCCUGUGGGAUGGACGCGUCUAGAUUUUAACUUUCGCUCUCUGGGAUUGACUGCUUCCUGUUUGUAAUAUAUUGUGGACUUUCAAACAGUAUCUUCACUUGGCAUCCUUAGUCGUUGGCGCACCUAGCUGUGCACUUCUGUCUCGGGAAUUAAAAUGGCCAGUUGAUAAAUAUGUCUGAAAGAUCUGUUUCCCGGACUAGUUAUUAAUGCCAGUAACUGAAUUCUGAUGUUUAGAGA
Molecule: messenger RNA, 735 nt
Organism: Rhodamnia argentea
Lineage: Eukaryota; Viridiplantae; Streptophyta; Magnoliopsida; Myrtales; Myrtaceae
Exons: 3
Coding region: 162-521 (119 amino acids)
Biological process (GO): DNA synthesis involved in DNA repair; DNA-templated DNA replication
Cellular component (GO): delta DNA polymerase complex
Molecular function (GO): DNA-directed DNA polymerase activity
Source: RefSeq, a predicted model, not a curated record